UUUUAUACCUGAAAACAUCGUUUGCGACCAGGGGCUUUCGAUGCGUGCUCGCCGACGCCGCUAGCCGCCCGCUUUUACGAGACGAUUUUCGAGACGACAUCGACGACAUCGACGUUCGUUCGUUCGUGCGUGCGUGCGUGCGUGCCCCCGAUUCGCAGUUCGAUGUAGUUUUAGUGUAGGGUUUGAUUUGAUUUUGUGUGCAUUUGAAUGCAGUUUCGGCAAAAACAAAACAACAAAAAAGCGCAAAAGAACGACACCGCGUGUGGCAAACAACAGUGCACAAGUGACCGACCCUGACAAGGAGCAGAUCGAUCGUUCUGUGCUUGCCGCCAAUACUCGAAGGUAUUGUGGUUCGCGACCGAUGAGUGUGCCCGUGGCCGGUGGAAUGCAUCCGAUCCAAGGGGAAGCAAAAACAGCACAACUCCCCAUAACCAUGUGAAGCUGUGUGUAUGUGUGUGUGUGUGUAGGAAGAAAAGUUGCAAAUAUCACAGCAAACAAAACAGUGAUGCAUUUAGUGAUGAAAAGAAAAAGAUCGUGCUUUUGGUGAUUGAGGCGAGGCGAACAAGCCGCAUCCAACAGUGAAACACCGAACGAAGAAGCUAAAGUGUGAAGCUGUGUGUAUGUGUUUGUCGUGCAUGCGUGUGCAUCAUCGUGAGGUGUGUGUGGUAGAAGAAAGAAAAGAAAACAAAACAAACAGUUGCACCAGGUUCGGGGCUCGAGCGUGGCAUCAAACACGGCUUCCCUCACGAACGCAGUAACACCCGGUGCGGAGGGAGCAGAAGCAGGCGCAGGAGGAGGAGGAGAAGGAAGAGGCAUCAAGCAGGUGGGCACGACUUCCACUUCCGCUUCCACCGUGGUGGCCCCUCCCGUCGCUGCCCCCACCACUGGCCACCGAAUGCAGCCGACCAUUCCGCAGAGCACGGGAGGCAGUGAUAUGGACCUCCCUGCCGUCCAGCCUAUGGAUUGGUUGUUCAAAAAGGAGCGCAUCUAUCUGCUAGCACAGUUUUGGCAACAGCGUGCCACGUUGGCGGAAAAGGAGGUAAACUCGCUCAAGGAGAAACUGUCGACCACGGACCGCGGAGUCAGCAACAACAACAACAACAACAACAACAAUAACGACGGUAACGAUAUGGACGUCACGGCACCGCCACUACCGCCAUCGCUUGCCACCUCGGCGACACUGCCACCGUCCCUGCCACUGGGCACGUCGCCGCCACCACCGACGGUCUCCUCGCCGAUGAUCGUCGAACAGAACGGUAUCACACCGCCAUCACCCUCGACCACACCGGUCUCCGACAGUGGCAGCAUCCAUCGUCCGGAGGGAGCGCUCAGUCCGAGCGAAAAGCCCCACGCCCCGGGAGCUCGAUCACCGAUGGCACGCGCCCGCACACCGGAUCUCGAUCGCAAGGUGCAGCAGGAGCUGGCCGCUCUGGCGCACUCCAUCAACAACAACAACUGCAUCGCCAGCAGUAACAACAAUCACGGCAGCACUCGAUCGCCAACCCAAUCGCCACCGACCACGGUUGGGGACAGGAUGGAUUACGACAGUGUGACGGGUGUGUCGAAGGGCAAGACGAAGGAAGAGUCGACCGUCAGCGAGUGCCACAAAGCGAGCAGCAGCGAAAAGCUGAACCACUCUGCGGAAACGAACUGCAGCGGAGGCGAAACGGACUCACCGGCCAAGGAGCCGGCGCUGGACAGCAGAACAAGAUCCCUGACGGAGGAGCUAUCGGCUAAGGAUCGUGAGAUAUCGCUCCUGUUCGAGGAAGUUGGACGGCUGCGGACGGCCAUCGCCAACAUUCAGGAAUCGCACAACCUGCAGAUCCAGCGGCUCGAGGACCGGCUGGAGGAGAAGCGGCAACACAUCGUGCGGCUCGAGUCGCGCAUCGAAAAGCAGCAGGACUUUGACGAUAUCAAAAAGGAAAAUAGUAUGCUUCGCUCGGUCGAUCUGAGUGCGUCCCACGAGUCGAAACAAUUCCAGGAGCUACUGCUCGAGCGCACCAAAGCGCUGGCGGCACAAACGGAGGCAAUCAAAUCGUCAUCGGCCACCUCAGAAGAUCUGCACCAUGGCGCGAGCCUGCAGGACCAGGACAAGGCCAGCAGCCACCACGAGAACUCGUCCUCCGCCAGCACGCCGGUCCUGCGCGAGGACUCGUCCCGGCACGACGACCGCCACCUGAACGGGGGCGGCGGCCUCACGCCCAUGUCCAUCUCCAAGAGCCCGCUCGAGGACAACAACAACACGCUCGGUGCGCUCAGCCGGCUGGACGGGGCGGCGUCCGGCAAUCUCAUACAGGGACUUCCGUUUCAAUUCCAAGAGCGUGGACAUUUCCGGUUUGCCGACGCGUCCGACAUGCAGCUGCCGCCCGGCUCGAUGGUCGGCCGGCUCGGCGACUCGCUCAUCCCGAAGGGCGACCCGAUGGAGGCGAAGCUGCAGGAGAUGCUGCGCUACAACAUGGACAAGUACGCCAACCAGAACCUCGACACGCUGCACAUCUCGCGCCGUGUCCGGGAGCUGCUCUCGGUGCACAACAUCGGCCAGCGGCUGUUCGCCAAGUACGUGCUCGGCCUGUCGCAGGGCACCGUGUCGGAGCUGCUGUCCAAGCCGAAGCCGUGGGACAAGCUGACGGAGAAGGGCCGGGACAGCUACCGGAAGAUGCACGCCUGGGCGUGCGACGAGAACGCCAUCAUGCUGCUCAAGUCUCUCAUCCCGAAGAAAGGUGCAGAACCGGGAAUGCCAUCCUACGGUCGGCCGGACGGUGAUCUCAGCGACGACCGCAUGCAGCAAAUCCUGUCCGAAGCGUCGAUGAUGAAGCGUGGCGAGCCGCCGACGCCCCAGCAGCAGGCCCACCAUCAGCAGCAGAUGCGGGAACAGAUGCAGCUGCAGCAGCACCAGCUGCAGCAGCUUCAUCUCAGCGGGCUGGACGACUCGACGCAGCACAGCGACAACGACUCCAAGUCGCCGCACAAUCGCGACGUCCAUUCGCCCUUCUCCAAAGACUAUCUCGGCGGCCGGCUCGGAAGCACCGGGCGGCCCAAGAAGUACGACAACGACGACAUCUCGCAGGACAAGAUCGCCAAGAUCUACCAGGAAGAGUUCUCCAAGCUGAUGCGCAGCCCACGCGACUUCCCCAAUCUUCUGUUUCCACAUUUCCUCAGCGGUGCGAUGCCUCCCGUGGAUCGCCCACAGGACGAAAACCUGCGGCUAGCGUUCGAGGCCUACCAUCGCGAGCUGGCCAAACUGCAGCAGAACGCUUCGGCCGGCCUGCCCGGUAUGCCCAACAUUUCCAACCUUCCCAACUUCUUGGCACUCCAGCACCAGCAGCAGCAGCAGCAGCAGCAGCAGCAGCAGCAGCAACAGCCACAGCAACCGUCGCAACCUUCCACCCCAUCCGGACAGCCGGCGACUCCUUCGCAGCCAUCGCAGCAUGCCGCGACCGGGCUGAACGGUGGCGCCGUGCAAGACCUAUCCCUGCCAAAGGAGAAGCAAUCGUCCGCCUCCAAGCUGAACGGUACCAUCUCCGAUGCCGAGUCCGAUGCCGACAUGAGCCAGAAGGAGCUGGACGACAGCAUGAAACACAGCGCCUUCAGCCUGGUCAAACCAAAGCCCUCGGAACCGUCGGGCAUGUGUACGCCCACCACGACGGCCUCCUCGGCGGCCCCGAGCCCCAUCGGCAACAGCAUCCUGCCCCCGACAAUCACGCCCACGGACGACUUCUCCGUGGCGGCCAGCCCGCUGCAACGGAUGGCAUCGAUCACCAACUCGCUCAUCACGCAGCCGCCCGUCACGCCGCACCACACGACGCAGCAGCGCCCGCUGAAAGCCAUCCUGCCGCCCAUCACGCAGCAGCAGUUCGAUCUGUACAACAACCUCAACACGGAGGACAUCGUGCGGCGCGUCAAGGAGUCGCUGUCGCAGUACUCCAUCAGCCAGCGGCUGUUCGGCGAGUCGGUGCUCGGGCUGUCGCAGGGUUCGGUCAGCGAUCUGCUCGCCCGCCCGAAGCCCUGGCACAUGCUCACCCAGAAGGGCCGCGAACCGUUCAUCCGCAUGAAGAUGUUCCUGGAGGACGAGAACGCGGUGCACAAGCUAGUCGCCAGCCAGUACAAGAUCGCGCCGGAGAAGCUGAUGCGCACGGGCAACUACAGCGGCACGCCCCAGCUGCCCGGCAUGCACCUGCCCAAGCAAAUGCCCCCCACGAUGCCGAAGAUGCUGAGCGACUCGAUCAGCAAGCUGCAGCAGGAUCAGCAGAAAACGCUGCUCCAGCUGCAGAUCUCGCAAAUGCAGCAGCAGCUGCCCAACGCACAGGCUGCCCAGGCCGCCGCGGCCGCCCAGCAUCAGCAUCAGCUGGCCGCUGCAGCAGCCGCCGCCGCCGCCGCCCAUCACGCGGCCCAGGUGCAGGAAGUCCAGCGCCACUCUGCCCAACAACCGCCCUCCUCCUCCUCCUCCUCCUCGCAGCCAUCGCCGCUCGGUGCCAUGGGCGGCUCCCAGAACUCCUCCGCACAGCAGCGACCGCAGCAGGCCUCGCCCCAGACGAUGCUCCUGACGCCUCCGGGCAUUCCUCCCCAGCACGCCAUCGCCCUGCAGGGCCAUGCCGGCGCGCCAGACAAGAAGUCCUCCAUCAUGAUGCCGAUCCACUCGCCCGUCCCGCAAGGUCCGCCCGCCUCCGUGGGUCAGCACGCGGCCCAGCCGGGCGCACCCAACUCGAUGCGCGGCUCGCUCCACCAGCACAUCUCGCCGACGGUGUACGAGAUGGCGGCGCUCACGCAAGAUCUCGACACGCAGGUGAUCACGACCAAGAUCAAGGAGGCACUGCUGGCGAACAACAUCGGCCAGAAGAUCUUCGGCGAGGCCGUGCUCGGGCUGUCGCAGGGGUCCGUUUCCGAGCUGCUGUCCAAACCGAAGCCCUGGCACAUGCUGAGCAUCAAGGGCCGCGAGCCGUUCAUUCGCAUGCAGCUGUGGCUGAGCGACGCCAACAACGUCGAGCGACUGCAGGUGCUGAAGAACGAGCGGCGCGAAGCGAGCAAGCGGCGUCGAUCGACCGGCCCUGGAGGACAGGACAAUAGCAGCGACACCUCGAGCAACGACACGUCCGAGUUCUAUCACUCCAACUCGCCCGGCCCGGGGUCGGUCGGGUCGCAAACGGCUCCGCCCAACAAGAAGCAGCGCGUACUGUUCUCCGAAGAGCAGAAGGAAGCGCUGCGACUCGCGUUCGCCCUCGAUCCGUACCCCAACGUGCAGACGAUCGAAUUCCUGGCCAGCGAGCUCGGCCUGUCCACCCGCACCAUCACCAACUGGUUCCACAACCACCGGAUGCGCCUGAAGCAGCAGGUCCCGCACGGGCAGCCCUCGGAACCGAUCCCGUCGCGCGAGAACCAAACCGGCGCACCCUUCGAUCCGGUGCAGUUCCGCGUCCUGCUCGGCCAGCGGCUGAUGGAGAUCCAGAAGGAGCGGCUGGGACUGAGCGGCAUGCCGCUGCCCUACCCGCCCUACUUCGCCGCCACCGCACCGGCCACCAAUCUGGCCGCACUGAUCGGGCGUGGAUUCAUGCCGGGCAGCGAGGCCGACCUGGCCGCACUCAACAAGAGCAUCAGCGAGCAGAUGAGCGGCCUCGACCUGUCCAUGCCGUCGACGCUCAAGCGCGAGGGCGACGACGACUACGAGGAUGACGCGGAGAACGAGGAGGAAGCCGGCAGCGGGCACCUGAGCGACUCGGAAUCGAUGGACAGCAGCAGCAAGCGGGGCGGCGACGAGGACGAUCUCAGGACGUCCCUGUCGCUCGCCAGCCUGCAGGCAAUGUCGCGGAUCAGCCGCCGCAAGCCAGCCGCCCCCCAGUGGGUCAACCCGGAGUGGCAGGAUCCGGACAAGAAGCCGACGUCCGCCGCCACGGCAGUCUCCAACAUUCCCUCCUCCGUCGCCGCCGCCGCCAAGAAAGACGCCACCGAUGCCAUCAUCAACGGGGUGUGCGUGCUGCAGCCGCCGGACGGUGUGCCCUCGGUGCAGCAGCGCUUUGCCGCGGCCAUGGCGGCGGCCGCCGCUGCCGCCGUGGCGGCGGCCACCGGUGCCGGAGCGACCGUGCCUUCCCAAAGCCCCGACGACCCGUCGAGCGACGCCGAACACGAGGAGGAUGACGUCAAGUCGACCCAUUCCAAACACUCCUCGUACGGGUCGGAAGGCAAGCUGGACGAGGAGCGACCCCGAACCGCGCACGAUCCCGAGUCGGAAUCGGAGGCACCCUCGGACGCGUUGCGGCCGGCGGAGGAUGCGUCGGACGCGGCGCAGGAAAGCAGCGGCAACCGAUCCGGUGCGACCAGUCCCGCCGGUUCGUCCGUCACCGUCAAGAAGGAAAUCCUCGACGACAACCACAGCGACCGAUGGGAUGCGUACUAAAGCGCAACUCCAUCCUCCGUUCAACGCGGUUCUAAACCGCAUCUGUGGGCACUGUCCCGUGCGUGUGCGUGUGUGUGUGUGUGCGUGGCAGUGGUGAUACAGGACGCCGGUAGCCCAGGCAUCAGUGCAAUCAAAAAUGGACGCAUCCAAAAUGGACGUUGGACACACGAAAAGUGUCACUCCCGAGCGCGGGCGAGCGGGCGAGAGAGGCGACCAAUGCAGCAAACAAAACCAAGAGAAAGUAGACAGUGGGCAGCGUCAGCUGGCGCUGUAUGUGAUUGUUCUAAACCUUCCGUUUUCCUUUGAAAUGCUCUACCUUUUGCUCUAUUUUGUGUUUGCGACCAUAUGCGCAACAUCGAUCGCAACAAGCGUGAUACGAUCGCACGGGGUACGAUCGCAAAUAUUCUUUCACACCUCCCAACACUUGUACAUAGCAUAUGUUCUUGUAAAGCAAAUGUAUUCUCCUGUUUUUUUAUUCUGUUUCCUGUUCUCGCUAUCCUUUAUCGCUGUAAGAAGACUGUUAAGGGUGAAGUUUUAAAAACAAAUGAAUAACCAGCUGUAAGGCAUUGAGCCAUUGAAGCGCAGAUCGCUAGCAACAGCGCAAUACAAAGAGCUGCAACACAGGCGGGCUCGGUUAGACGUUAAGACACGUUCAAUAUUUAAACGAAACUAUGGUUUAACUGUACGGAAUAGCACGAAUACAAAGAAACGAAGCGCAGCAAACCGCGCGCACUUCGGCUUAUCGGUUAGGUUUUAUUAUGCUUACGUUACUCCUUUUCCUUUGCUUAUGUUUUUACAUAGUUUAUAGAUCCAGCGAACAGCAGGGCUUAAGUCGUGAGUUAGGGAAUCUCUCCGCUUCCGCUAGCGCAGUUGCAGGAGCAUGGAACGAAACGAACCGAGCGACGACGCUCGUGAAAUGCAUUUAUAUGGUUUUUUUAAUCAAAUCUUGUAGAUAUCAACAAACGGACGGCGCAGCGGUCGGAAAAUGGAGUCAAGCAAAGAAAAUUCUAAUAAACGUACUUAGCGAGACAAAACAAUGUAUGCAAAAACAAAACCAAAACCAUUACAAACCACACACACACAGAGAAGGAAAGGCAACAUAUUCAAAUCCCGAAAUCGCGUUGCACACGGCCAAGGAGCAAAUCAAAACAACUCAAAUCGUAUUUAAGUAUAUGAAUCAAUCAAAAUUUAUCCAACCUUUUUGGAGAGCAGGAGGUGGACGAUCAGUAGCGAGGGAGGGAGGGAGAUAUUUUAAAGACAAAAUUACACACUUACGCGCUCAUCAACUUCCGCCAUGCGCCUGUUUGUGCGCUAUUCUCGCACGCACGACAAGAAAAGGGCGAUUUGUGUUUGUUUUGUAAAUUAUAUUAAUCAUAACUUCGGCCCGCCCACAGGCAAGUGGGAUCGUCGAGUGGGAUUAUAGUUAAACAAACAUAUGCACACACAUACACACCCAACCACAAACACACACACACAUUAUACACGGACUUGUACACAAAUACAAACUGAAAAAAGGCCAAAUAUAUUGUUAAAGUCUAAGUAAUUGAUAGCAUUACAGAGUAGUAAGGACGGUGUUGCUGUAGGCAGGAUGCUGCGCUGUGCUGUGUCGAUCAGUCCAGCAGAAGCAAGCGACUCCUUAGAAGAGGGGAGGCGCUUACAUCAGGUUGUUUUGCUUCCUCCAUUAGUUAUUGUUUUAUUUUCGCGCCCUUGCGUGUGACUGCCCGAUUCCACACCCAGGGUAGGGGUAGGAAAGGUGGCCGUGUUUUGUUGUGUUGUUGUUUUCCUCCUUUAGCAUCGAUGAAGCGAUCUCAAAUUUCAUACCAAAUAUAUUUAACAAUAUAGCGCAAGCAACACUUUUACAGACUUAAACACACACACACAAACCGCGCACAACACUGGCUAAGGCUGGAAAAUGGCAACAAAAGAUGGCGAACGCGCUCUCGCCAAACCCCACGGUUUUUAAAAGGCUAAAGUGUUUCCUUUCUCCUUUACAAUUACUUUCCUCGCCACCCGACGCGUGGGUUUGGAGGUUGUACAUUGCCCUGUACAUACAAAGAUGGAUCGUAGCCACACACGAUCAUUGGAUCAUUGGAUCAUCCUUUUCCCGUUGCUUCCAGUUGUUCCUCCCCCCCCCCACUGUAUGAAUUGAAUCACUCCAACUCCUCCCAUCUUUAACGUAAAUGAUGAUGAAAUGAGUAGCGAAACACAACCCCAUGAGCAGCAAUGAAACGCAUAUCCCGAAUUUAGCGAAAGCAACGGAACCGAUCAGCAGAAUCGGAAUGAAUGUUUACGCAUUUAGUAAGAGAUACACAGGUACAGAGAGUAAAUACACAUUUUAACAUGUUUGCGGGGACGAAUACGUAGCUCGUAAGCAGUGUACAUUUCAGAACCGUACGUAAGCCGACAGAGAUCGCUCGGGACAGGCAACGCGCCCGGAGGAACUGAUUUUAGUUUUUACCUUAUUGUGUAUCCCCAACCGUGUAUUGGUGGCGUUUGUUGUUGAACGAAAUAAGCGCACAGAUACACAUCCUUGCUUUUCUUGCACACUUAAAGGACGUUCGAGCGAAGCAACUGUUUAACAAAUUGUUUCGAAACGCCGGAAUACAGAAAGCAAGCGAGCGUUAAGAAAAAUGGCAAAUGGAAGGCAUACAAGAAUAGCUAGCAAAAGGUUCAACUUUUUUUUUUAAUACAUAAGUAAAUCGAAACAAAUUUAAAGUAAAGCACACAAGUAAUGAUAAAAUGGAAUGCAAAAAAAAACGAAAAAGAAAGCGACGAAACAUAAAAGAAAAGCAAAUUAAGAAUACGUAAAAGUGAGCAGGUGAAAGUGGUUGAAGAGGACGAGCGAAAAACGGUAACGAAAUGCAAUAUUAUGAGCGAAUGAGGAAACCCAUUGGAAGGUGAACAAUAAUUUUAUGCAAACAACAAAACAGCAAACAACAAAAUGUGAAAAGCUGAUCAAAACAGCACAAAAACAAAUGCCCCCCUUGUAGUAUGUAAAGUAGAAAAGCAAGCACAUUUUGUUAACUUAUUGUCCGUAAGUCUUCUAUUGAUUAGUUCUUAGGGUGAACAAAGCAGAAUCUUUUGCAUAACAACAACAACGACUACAACAAGUCCCUUCCAAUAAGUCAGCCCCUUCCCGGCUUUGCAGGACUCGCGACGAAAGCAGCGAGCAAGGACGGCAGGUUGUUGUUUUCGUUUUAAUCGGUUAGGUUUCGUUUCGUUUCCGGUUGAAUUUUUGUUGGGUACGGAUUACUUUAACCGUUUUGGGGGCGCGAUCGAUCGAGAUCGAUCUGUUGUAUGUGACGAAUCGUGUACAUAAGAACGUUGGCGGUGAGUUUUGGUUUGUGCACAUACACACAGUACUUCCCACCCUGUCUGUGUGUGGUGAGUUCAAGCAGCGAGAAGGUGAUCGUGGUGUUUGUUUCACAAAAUUAACCAGAUCGAGUAUUUAGAAAUGUCUCAAGCCAACCAGCAAAUCAUAAAGUUUCCUUUAUGGAACACAAAAAGGGAAAACAAACAAAAAAAAACACACGAAAAUUGUGCAGUAACAUUGUUUACAGUAAUUUAAACUUGCCCAAGGUAUAGUCAAGAGUCGGAAGCAAAUGGAGGAUAAAGCUAAUGUAUUAUUAAGUACGCUUAACCAGCGUGUUUCGAGGGUAAUGUAGUAAUUUAUCGAGAUUCAUUCGGCUUCUGGAAGGGAAAAUCAAUGAAACAAAAGCCGCUGGAACGUAGCAAUUCAAAACACUUUUCGUUUCGUAAUUCAGUCGAGUCGGUUAGGGUUAGUUGCUGUUCAGCUGAAGAAGUUGAAACUCCGAUUCCACGGCAAAAAACACACAACACGCACAUCCACAUCAACAGCACCCACACACACAUGCACAGACAACUCAAGUGACAACAGCAAAAAAAAAAAACAAAAAGAAACAAUGCUACAGCAAACAUAAAUAAAAGCGAAACAAUAAACAAAUGUCUAGGGAAGAGCGCGAGAUGAGGGAACACGGGAAGGCAAACAAGGUAAUGCAAAUUGUAAAUACUUAUUAUCAUAUCAUUAUAUUAUAUUGUAUUGAUUAAUAUUAUUAAAACAAAACACACAAGUAAUGGUAAUACAUUAUUGCAUUGAAGAUAAAGGGAAAAACAAACGCGGUAGACAAACGGGUGGAUCAAGCCCGAAAAUGCGUGCAAAACGCGGAAAAAGCGCAUAAACACAUACAAGUUGUAGCGAAAGACGAAGAAGAAGAAGAUGCAGACCGACGUACAGCGUACAGUAAUGGAAGUAUAAAUUAUAUUGUCUUCUUUAUGAAUUUCUAUACAAUAAAAGGAAAAAUAAAAUAUUAUCUGUAAUGAAUAAUAUAAAACAAAA
This is a messenger RNA of Anopheles merus, 10745 nucleotides long. It is a transcript of the gene cut, whose product is annotated as homeobox protein cut. The record is from RefSeq and is a predicted model, not a curated record. Gene Ontology annotation, molecular function: DNA-binding transcription factor activity, RNA polymerase II-specific; DNA binding. The transcript is spliced from 8 exons. NCBI's taxonomy places the organism in Eukaryota, Metazoa, Arthropoda, Insecta, Diptera, Culicidae. Gene Ontology annotation, biological process: regulation of DNA-templated transcription. The coding region runs from base 896 to 6388 and encodes 1830 amino acids.